Messenger RNA from Prorocentrum cordatum, 357 nucleotides. The record is from the annotation of a GenBank genome assembly. Lineage: Eukaryota; Dinophyceae; Prorocentrales; Prorocentraceae.
AUGGAGAGGGCACCCUUGGAGAUCCGAGCGGUCGUGAAGGCCUAUGUUUCAAAAGUCGCCCCCAGUGCGUCGGCCUUCGAUUUUUUGAUACUGGUGCCGCGGAACUUUCAGGACAAGCUGGCCAAUGUGCUCGCCCCCGAGGCAGGCCAUGGAGGCAUGAGCGUGGGCAGGAUCACCCAGAUGGUGGAUCAGCACGAGGCCGUGGUCAUCCCGCCCGUGUACAAGACGAAGGAGCAUGGGGAUUUGACGCGUGUGUUGGGCCAUCUCAGGGCCGCGCAUCCUGACACGUUCGUUUUCUUGGUGCAGUUGCCGCAUCGGUUCGGUACCAAGCUGACAAGGGCUACCUCCGUACAUUGA